This is a messenger RNA of Papilio polytes (common Mormon), 3742 nucleotides long. Its product is annotated as abscisic-aldehyde oxidase-like. Lineage: Eukaryota; Metazoa; Arthropoda; Insecta; Lepidoptera; Papilionidae. The record is from RefSeq and is a predicted model, not a curated record. Gene Ontology annotation, molecular function: FAD binding; oxidoreductase activity; 2 iron, 2 sulfur cluster binding. The transcript has 15 exons. Bases 55 to 3720 code for a protein of 1221 amino acids.
GUGACUAUCAACGACUACCUCCGUAGAUACCUUAAUUUAACAGGCUGCAAAUACAUGUGCCAGCAGGGGACCUGCGGCGCUUGUAUUGUUAAUGUGGCUAACCAUGACAUCUAUGGACAUCGGAGAACAUUCUCUGUUAACUCUUGUCUGGUAUCUAUAACACAAUGCGAAGGAUGGGAUAUAACGACUAUAGAAGGUGUCGGAGACCGUCAAAACUAUCAUCCUAUACAGAAAACUCUCGCGAAGUACAACGGGACGCAAUGUGGUUACUGCAGUCCUGCUUGGGUUAUGAGCAUGUAUAGUUUACUUGAAGAAAAUAAUUACAAAAUAACUCAAUACCAAAUAGAAGAUUCAUUUGGCAGCAACACAUGCCGAUGUACUGGAUACAGACCAAUACUUGAUGCUUUUAAAAGCUUCGCCUGCGACUUUCCUAAAGAUAACCUCACUGACAUCGAGGAUUUAAAAAUAUGCAGUAACAAAGAUAAAUGUGAACUCUCUCUAGACAAUAACUGGUGUUUGUUGAAUAAAGAGAACAUCACUUCUAAGAAUAAAAAAAUAAUAUUAAAAGAUGAUAGAAUCUGGUACAGAGUUAAUGAAAUUAAAGAUAUAUUUGAAGUGUUUAGUACUGAAGGCACAAUGUCUUAUAUGUUGGUAAAUGGAAAUACUGGACGAGGAGCGGUUCCCAUCUUCGCUUUUCCUAAAGUCUUAAUAGAUAUAAGUUCUGUUGAAGAAUUAAAAACUUACUACAUGGAUCAGAACUUAGUAAUAGGCGGGGGGAUGACAUUGAGGGAUUUGAUGGAUCUUUUCAAACAUAUAUCAGAGAAAGAUGUGCACUUUCAUUAUUUGAAGAAGUUAUAUGAUCAUUUAAAUUUAGUAGCACAUAUACCUGUGAGAAAUAUAGGAUCAGUUGCUGGUAAUUUGAUGCUAAAGCAUAGAGAACUGACAUUUUCUUCAGACGUAUUUUUGUUAUUUGAAGCAGUAGGUGCAACUCUAACAAUUGUUUCUGCAACAUCAGUAGAUGAAGUGACACCGGAGACAUUUCUGAAAAUAGAUAUGACUGGUAAAGUAAUCACACAGGUCAAAAUACCACCAUUGUCUCACAAUUAUGAGUUUGUCUCGUUUAAGAUAAUGCCUCGCGCUCAAAAUGCUCACGCUCAAGUCAAUUCAGCAUUUCUUUACGAACUAGACGCGGAUCAUGAAACAGUCAAAUCUGCAAGAAUAGUUUACGGAGGUCUCUCUGGUAAAUUUGUUCAUGCAACACAAACUGAGAAAUGUUUGAUAGGAAAGAAAUUAUUUACAAAUGAAACAUUGCAACUGGCGCUUGGUGUUUUACAAGGGGAGAUUAUAGUAGAAGAAAUUCGUGGUUUUUUAUCACCGGAGUAUAGAAAGAAAUGUGCUCUUGGUUUAUUUUAUAAGGGUUUAAUAACUUUAAUACCCGAAAGUGGAUUAGCACCUCGAUACAGAUCCGGUAGAAGGGAUUUAAGGAAGACAAGACCUCUAUCAUCUGGGAAGCAAGAGUAUAAUACAAACCCUACUCUUUGGCCACUAAACGAACCAAUGCCGAAAUUAGAAGCACUAAUACAAUGUGCAGGAGAAUCUUUUUAUGUCAAUGACACUCCAACGUCACCGAGAGAAGUGUUCUGUGCGUUUGUUCCUACUGAAAUUAGUGUUGGAGAAAUUGAAAGCAUCGAUCCAUCUAUUGCAUUAAAACUACCUGGUGUUGUAGCAUUUUUGUCUGCCAAAGAUAUCCCCGGAUCAAAUAACUAUGUACCUCUCAAUGUUGAAGGUGCAAUGGCUCCAGAGGAAGUUCUCUGCGAUCGCGAUGUCAAAUAUUACAAUCAACCAAUGGGUAUCAUCAUAGCUGAAUCUGAAAAGAUAGCUAACAGAGCUGCUUUAUUGGUUAAAGCAAAGUAUAAAAAUAUUAAACAAUAUCCAAUUUUUACAAUAAAAGAAGUAUUAGACAGAGAACCUGAACGUGUAAAGAUUUUCAUAGCAUACCCUGCUAGGGACAGAGGAUUGAAUGUGCAAAGAAUCAUGAAAGGCUCUAAUAAUAUAUUCUCACAAUAUCUUUAUCAUAUGGAGACACAGUCGUGUGCCACUAAGCCCAGUGACGACGGCAUUGACGUGAUCACUUCAUCUCAAUGGCCUAAUCAGAUACAUGUCGGUAUUUCACAAUUCUUGAAUAUUGAACAAAGCAGAAUUAAUCUAACAAUACCACGUCUGGGCGGAGCGUACGGUGUUAAAAUAUCCCGGAACGGUAUGAUCGCGUGCGCCUGCGCUCUUUCUACGUAUCUGACCAACCGGCCUUGUCGCUUCGUGAUGUCUAUGCAAGCCAAUACUAGGAUUAUUGGUAAACGGAACCCUACUAUGAUAGAUUAUGAGGUCGAAGUAAGUGAUACUGGGGAAGUGCAGUAUUUGGAUUAUAAUUUGUACAUAGACAAUGGAUACGUUGUUGGCGAUCCUAUCCUAUUAUUUGGUGUAUCAGCUGUGAAGAAUUGCUACGACAACAGAAGAUGGUCUUAUAAGUUAUUCAACGUCACUACUGAUACCGCGUCCAAUACGUAUGCCCGAGCUCCAGGUGAACUGGAAGCUAUAGCAAUGACAGAACACAUAAUGGAACGUAUAUCUUACGAACUGGAUAAAGAUCCGUUGGAAGUGCGUUUGAAUAAUUUGAAUCCACAACAUUCAGAUUUAGCUGAAAUCGUUGCGAUGUUAGUUAAGGAAAGUGAAUAUUACAAACGUAAAGAAGAGGUAGAGGAUUUCAACAAAUUGAAUCGUUGGAAGAAACGAGGACUUCGUGUUGCUAUGAUGAGUUGGCCUGCGUCAACUGUGAUGGACUUUUUUGUACUACUGACAGUUUAUCAUGGUGAUGGUUCUGUAGUUAUAAGACAUGGAUGUAUAGAUAUGGGUCAGGGUAUUAAUACUAAAGUAACUCAAACAGUUGCUUACGUACUGCAAAUUCCUUUACACAAAGUGAAGAUUAAAUCGACAGAAGUGUCUGCAACACCUAAUUCCAAUAUAACUGGUGGAAGUCGGACAACCCACGCUAUAUGUUUUGCUGCUACCAAAUGUUGUCAACUAAUUCUGGACAGAUUAAGUGCAAUCAGAGAUACUCUGAAUGAUCCUACAUGGGAAUUACUUGUACAGACAGCGUAUAUGCGUGGUAUAAAUUUACAAACAAGUUACAGAGUUACACCCAAUGAUGAACAAAUUUUUAGAGUACCAGGAGCUGCUGUAGUAGAAGUAGAACUAGAUAUACUAACAGGAGAACAUGAUAUUUUAAGAGUAGACAUUAUACAGGAUGUUGGAUUCAGUGUAAAUCCAGAAAUAGAUAUUGGACAGAUUGAAGGAGCAUUUAUAAUGGCAACUGGUUACUGGACAUGUGAACAUUUGAUUUACGAUAAAAAGACCGGAGAGCUGCUCACGGAUCGCGCGUGGAACUACCACGUGCCUCUGGUUAAAGACAUACCUAUCGACUUCAGAGUCAAACUGAGACCGAAUUCUUUCAAUCCUGUUGAAGUUUUUGGAGCUAGAACAACAACAGAGCCACCGAUGUGUCUAGCUGUCAGCGUGGCGUUUGCUUUGCGAGCGGCGAUUGUCUCAUCUCGAGAAGAAACCGGUUAUCCGAGGACGGAAUGGUUCGCACUUGAUGGUCCCUUUACAUUGGAGACGAAUGUUUUAAAAGCUGAUGUCAAUUUGAAAGAAUUUCUGUUUUAUUAAUAAAAUAAUGUUUGUUAUAAGU